AUGUCGUUUGGACUAGAUACCUUCGUGCGUGUCAGGCCGAAUGCCGAGAAGCAUCGUGAUGCAUUGGUCAACCGCCACCUGUGGGGGAGCGCCCGCACAGUUAGUGUGGCCGAGGACGCUGGGGCUCAGCAGACUGGGAAGGCCACCGCGAGCUCAUACGGACCCUUUGCCGCGGUGCUUCCCCCCGACAUCGCGCAGCCUGCAGCGUAUGAGAUCCUGGUGUCUGGUCUGGCCGACUCUUUCCUGCGUUCUGGGACGAACUGCACGAUCUUCGCGUAUGGACAAACUGGCAGCGGGAAGACAUAUACCUUGUUUGGUCCGCCAGACUGCUUCUCAAAGUCAGAUGAGGCCCAAGCGUCUGCCGAUGCUGACGGCGCGUCCCUGGGGCUCUGCCCGCGCGCGCUCCGAGACAUCAGGCAAGCUGUGCGGGGCGACCCUGCGGCAACCACGAGCCUGUUCGUCUCGGCGGUCGAGAUAUACCUGGAGGAGUGCUACGACCUCCUGAACAACAAGGUCAAGGUGCCAAUCGCAGGAGCCAGCUCGGUCAGCAAGAAGGCCGGCGGAAGCUUCAACGGCCAGAGGCUUGGCGGCGGUGCCCGCAGUGCGGACGGCAAGUGGGUCCCUCCUGUUGUCAACGGCAAGAGGAAUCCGGCUCUCCACGAAGUGGAGGUGAAAGGCAGCAAGCAGAUUGCAGCGGAAUUCCCCCUUUCCAAAUCUUCUGGAUCGGGCUCCCGAGGAGGGGUUCGGGGAGGGGCAGCCAUUUGA
Prorocentrum cordatum is the source of this 765-nucleotide messenger RNA. The record is from the annotation of a GenBank genome assembly. Lineage: Eukaryota; Dinophyceae; Prorocentrales; Prorocentraceae.